AUGAAACUUAUUUUACUUGUUCUUACGAUUGUGAAAUUCGCUUGGAGUUCAUCAUCUUCGUACAAGAUUAUUUCUGCUACAGCUUGGAUAACCACACCUAUUUCGCUUUAUCCAGAUUUUUCAGCCAGCUUAACAUCUAUCGAUUUCCAUCCAUCUAUUUUUCAAUAUUCUUUUAAUGGUCCAAGCACAGUUUUUACGUGUACUACGCGUAGUUGUAAGCAAGUCAGUAUGGUACCAAUGCCAGGUUUGAAUGUAGCACGACUAGCGUACGGUGGUGUCUCGUCACGUCGCAUUCAACAGCUAUCUCCUGUCGUUGUUGGUACACAAUUCUUUUUAUCAACUGGUUAUGCUACACCAAAUCGUGAUACUGAACUAAUUGCUUGUGCUGCUGAAGAUCCAACUUGUUCAAAGCCCAACGUUAUGAAUACAGUCAACAGUCCAGGAUUUGGACAAGCUGGUCUUCGCCUGACAUUCACUCGACCACUUGGACUACCAAUUAUGUUAAUUCCCGAAGCACGCUAUGCAUCACGGGAUAAUCGAGUGACAGGUUACACGAUCGAAGCUUGUCAAGAUCCGCUAUGCCAUUUUUCCCGUUCACGUUCAUCACUACCAUUCAAUCUUACUGGUAAUGCUAACUGUUUGGGCACUAGUAUAGACGUAGCACUUAAUCGACUCGGUUUCCCAUCAUGGCUCACUAUGUGUGGAACAGAACUCAAUUUAAUUCAUUGUCUGAGUGCAACAUGUAAUGAGACAUUAGUAAAUCAAUUCAAGGUUAAUCACGACUUUGUCUAUUUCACUUAUUUGGCUGUAGAUUCACAAUUUCGAUUCACAAUCGCCACCACUGGACAAACAGCACAGUCGGAUAUUACUUAUAUUCGUUGUCUUGAUCCUAAUUGUACUCAAUCAAUUCAAUCACAGCUUACGAUUGCCAAUCGAACUUCACCAACAAGAACUUCUAUUGCUCGCGUUCAAGUUGUUAUUGAUACACUUACCGAUUUGCCUGUAUUUCAUCUGACGGGCUCCAUAUAUCCUUCGAAUGUUCCUGUGUACAUGUUUGUAGCAUGUCAAGAUAUCGAGUGUGAUAUGUCUGAAGCUGUUUAUUUUGAUUACGGUGCUCAUUUUGGUUUGAAUCGAGUGCAAGUAAGCGAUCUGUUUGUGGAUGAUGAAGGAACAGUUAUUGCCAGCAUUCGAGCAGUAUAUACAUCAACAAACGAUACGAUCAACGCUAUCGUGAGAAUGGCUCAAUCGAGUGAAGCAGAAGUUGAUAGGUUUACAUUUGUGGAACCUAUCUUGAUUAAUUAA
This is a messenger RNA of Adineta steineri, 1302 nucleotides long. The record is from the annotation of a GenBank genome assembly. Lineage: Eukaryota; Metazoa; Rotifera; Eurotatoria; Adinetida; Adinetidae.